Messenger RNA from Phytophthora nicotianae INRA-310, 1817 nucleotides. RefSeq lists its product as hypothetical. The transcript is spliced from 2 exons. Lineage: Eukaryota; Oomycota; Peronosporomycetes; Peronosporales; Peronosporaceae. The coding region runs from base 668 to 1636 and encodes 322 amino acids. The record is from RefSeq and is a predicted model, not a curated record.
GGGGAAAUCUGUAAAAUCCAGAGAAUUACUGACAUUUUUAACUAAAAGUCGACGGUAUUUAUUUGUUUACGAUGCGAUAUUUGUCCAUCUUGCUUCUGAAUUGGAUGCGGAUGUCUGUCGCCUCCGUUACAGCGAAUUCAACAAGGCGCGUGGCGCUGCUCACGGAUGUGGAAGGCAACUGGCAGUACGUGCGCAACGUAGUGCGCCAAUCGUCGUGUCUGCAGCUGACAGCCAGCGGCCAGGAGGAAACGCUGGAGCUGCGCGACGACUGCGUGCUAGUGUUUGGAGGAGAUGCGGGCGACAAAGGAGACUACACACUCAAAUGCUACGAGCAGCUUGUGCAUCUCAAGGAGAAGCAUCCUGAUCGCGUCGUGCUGCUCGUGGGAAAUCGCGACGUGAAUAAGAUGCGGCUAACGUCGGAGCUCAACGAUACCGAGAUGGACCUGAGUUUUAUGGCCAAAGGUUGGUGCUCUGCAGAAGAUAUGCUGGAGUAUUAGAGCGCUUGAUACGAACAUUUUAAUGUAAUGCAGAAAUUUUGGAGGGCCCGACGUGGGUGCCUCAGGACAAACGCGUAACAUUGAAGAAGUUCUUGGAAGAUCAACACAAAGGUCAAGAUGGGGCUCCUGGGAAGGAAGUGGUUAAUACCAAGGUGAACCGGCUGAAGUGGAUGCUGGAACACACAAUGGGAGCUCAAGGCGAUUUUGAGAGACGCCGCGCUGAGUUGAAGCUGCGUCAAGAAGUUGGUGACGAGAAGGGGGUGACGGAUGACGACGUUGUCAAGUCUUAUCUGGAUAGUGUCAAGGAAGGCGGGGUACUGCGCGAGUAUUUGCUCCACGGCAGCCUGGCAUUCGUGACACACCAGACUCUGUUUGUGCACGGUGGUAUUAUUAACGAGAACAAGGACGCCAGCUUGUCUGCUCUUGGUCGAGUGCCAGAUGAACCGUCGAAGCACUUUGAUUCGGUUUUGGAGUGGGUGGAUAAGCUCAAUGCCUGGUAUCGAAAUCAAGUUCAGGAGUGGAUCGACCUCCCAACGUGGAAUGAAGACCACUCUUCACGCGGCGGCAACGAACUGCUCAAUUACGUGCUGCCAGAUUACACCGGUAGUGUUGUCAUGGGCCGCCACCUUUUGCCGUCAGGGAUGCCGACUCCGAUACCGGCAGAGAUUGCAUCACUGCUUUCUGAAAGUGGCAUUCGACGGGUGAUUAUUGGCCACACACCUCAUGGCAAUUGUCCGACCGUCGUGAAGCAGCCCAGACACCAACAGGAUACUUGUGUAGCAGACCGCCGAAGCAAUGUCGAAGCUUUUGAAGAUGUUAUCAUGUGUGAUACAAGCUACAGCGACGCUGGUGCACCAGAUAACAGGGGCCGUGCUGCAACGGAAGUGGUGGUGGAACCCUCCGGGCGCGUGCUUGUGAAUGGCGUUCUGGAGGACGGACGACAUAUCAAGUAUGACCCAGACGAGGAUCCAUGGGUUGGUCGUUGGCUGCAAGACGGAACAAUGGUGAAGGCUCGUCUCGUCGAUGACGAAGCAAGUGAAGAAGCAUCAUAUCUGGUUUUCCAAGUGGAGAAUGGAUACUCCUAUACUUAUCACUACCGCACGGCCUCACAACUGCUAGAAAUUGGUCUGAAAAACUGAUCUUCGGCUUUAAAUGUUUUUGACCCAGCAAAAAUAGCGCUAGGAUCAGCAAAUACAUUUCAGUGCAUCCUUAAGCAGUCCGGCAAGAAUUAUGACUCUAGACACGUUGACUCGUGCGCAGGCAGAGGUGAGCCACGAUCGCCUUAAAAACUCGCUCGUACAGACAUCGCAGACAUUCCGC